Molecule: messenger RNA, 1957 nt
Organism: Neurospora hispaniola
Lineage: Eukaryota; Fungi; Ascomycota; Sordariomycetes; Sordariales; Sordariaceae
Product: major facilitator superfamily domain-containing protein
Exons: 2
Coding region: 383-1957 (524 amino acids)
Biological process (GO): transmembrane transport
Cellular component (GO): membrane
Molecular function (GO): transmembrane transporter activity
Source: RefSeq, a predicted model, not a curated record
AAAAACUAAAACUAAAAACUGAAAACCCUUGAACCCGAACCCGAACGUGAACCGAAUUAAACCGAAACGAACAAAACGGGUCCAGUCCCGCUCACCGCACGUCUAUCUCGACGACUCACUUAUUUAGGUCAAGUCAACGGAAUACCAAUCAUUGGGUGACUCACUGGACAUAUAGCAGCCAUUACUUUCUUUUAUUUCUUUUCAUUUCUUCGACGGUUAUAACACAUAACCAAUACUCCCACCGGUCAACAACAACCGAGUCCAGUUCACGGCUCGGCAAAGAAAGCAACCAGUGACGACUGUCUACCUACCUACUCGACAACCAGAACCCAAUACAAAAACAUCAUCACCAUCUUCACUCGUCACAUUGAGCACCACCAAAAUGCCACCAUCCCCGCCUCCAUACAUGGAAGCAAUCCGAACAGCAGGAAGCCAUGUUCAAGACUCAAGAGGACGACGAUCAGACAGUGAAGACAGCGAUAUUGAUAUUCACGGAAACGACCAACAUCAUGACCAAGACGACAGCCAUGAAGAAGAUGAGAAGCACGCAGUCAACAACACCAACACCAACACCAACAACAACGGAGGAGGAGGUGCUCUUUCCCUAGUCAAGACCCUUUCACGAGUAUUAUCAAGACCAGAAUCGAAUUUCGAUCCGGGACCACCGCCAGAUGGAGGCGCAAGGGCUUGGUGUACUGUCGCAGCAACCCACCUAGUAGUCAUGACCACCUGGGGCACCAUCAGCUCCUUUGGCGUUUUCCAGACCUACUACACCUCCACUCUCAACGCUCACUCCCCAUCCUCAGUCGUCACCCCCUCCACCAUCUCGUGGAUCGGCUCUCUCCAAGUUUUCUUGCUCUUCUUCAUCGGCACUUUCACCGGCCGUCUCACAGACGGCGGCUACUUUCGGCACAUUUACCUCUUGGGAACAGCAUUCAUUGCCCUCGGCAUGUUUUCCACCGCCGAUGCCUUGGACGGCCUCACUUCCGGCAAUGGUAAUCAUGGUGAUGCUGCCGAAAGCGCAGUCUGGAAAUUAUUCCUCGCGCAAGGAAUCGCCAUGGGACUAGGCAACGGCUGCCUCUUUUGCCCUUGCGUAGCUACGUUAUCUACAUAUUUCAGCAAGAAACGGAGUCUGGCUAUCGGGAUGGGCGCCUGCGGGACUGCCACAGGCGGCUUGGUGUUUCCGUCCAUGAUGCGCAGCUUGUUGCCUCGCGUCGGGUUCGCAUGGACGGUUCGCGCGAUGGGGUUCAUCUGCGUUGGAUGUCUACUGGGUGCAUUCUGGGUGAUCAAACCACGCACCAAGCCGCGCGGGAUGCGAGGCGCGUUGGUGGAGUGGUCUGCCUUCAAAGAGGGGGAGUAUUCCUUGUUUGUGGCCGGGAGCUUCAUGUGUUUCCUGGGGCUGUACUUUACGUUUUACUACCUUGCGAGUUUUUGCAGGGAUCUCGUCGGGCUAGCGUACGAGGAUAGCUUGAAUAUCCUGCUGGUAUUGAACGGGGUGGGUAUCUUUGGGCGGCUGGUGCCGAAUUACCUGGCUGAUCGGGUGGGGCCGAUUAAUUUGUUUAUUCCGUUUGCGGCGGUGGGCGGCAUUUGUAUGUUGUGCUGGAUGGCGGUCGAGUCGGAGGCGGGACUGUAUGUGUGGGCCGUGUUUUACGGGGCGGCGGCGGGAGGGAUUCAGAGUCUGUUCCCGGCGGGAUUAACGAGCUUGACGACGGAUUUGAGAAAGACGGGCGUGAGGAUGGGGAUGGUGUUCACGUGUAAUAGCUUUGCGACGCUGGCGGGGCCGCCGAUUGCGGGGGCGAUUAUCACGAAUAUAGGGGGUAGGUAUUAUGGCGCGCAGGCGUUUGCGGGGUCGACGUUGUUGUGCGGGACGGGCUUGUUGGCGGCGGCGAGGAUGGUGAAGGCGAGGAAGGCGCAGAGGGAGGGGGAGAGUGGAGGGGUUUGGAAGGUCAAGGUUUGA